AUGUCACAAAAAUUAUCAUUCUUUCAACAAAAUACUCGUAAUGGUAGUGGUGCCUCCAGAACUUUGGUUAUUAAACCACCAACAAUUCAACCAAAACCAGAAAAUUCAAUUUCCAAAACAUUUAGCAAAUAA
Messenger RNA from Dictyostelium discoideum AX4, 132 nucleotides. RefSeq lists its product as hypothetical. The coding region runs from base 1 to 132 and encodes 43 amino acids. NCBI's taxonomy places the organism in Eukaryota, Evosea, Eumycetozoa, Dictyosteliales, Dictyosteliaceae. The record is from RefSeq and is a predicted model, not a curated record. The transcript has 2 exons.